GUUGACAUUCCAGAAGGCUGCCUCGCGUCGGGCAUGGACGGACCUCCACCUCAGGAAGAAGACUUUACUUCUCUUCCUAUACCCGAAAGACUUGCACAUAAGAAUUGGAAAGCCCGUGUUAGCGGAUACGAAGCACUCAUCAAGGCAUUCCAGACAAGUGCUAGUGACAAUGAUCCUGUCUUCAAACCAUACAUCUCGAACUCCGAUCUCCUCAAGAAGAUUGCGACGGACGGAAACGCAGUAGCACAGGAGAAGGGUGUGGAGUGUCUCGUCGCGCUAAUCAAGUAUGCUGGGGAAACUGCCGUAAAGACGAGAGACGUUGUUGUUCCUGCCCUAGUCGACAAAUGUCUUGGUUCUGCUAGGGUCGGUACGAAGAAUCAGGCCAUAGAGCUCAUUCUCCAAUACGCAGAGGUGGAGAACACUGCUGCUGGCGUAGUGACGGACAUUAUUCCUGGCCUAUCAGCGAAACAACCGAAGACUGUUUCGGCCAGCGUCCUCGCUCUGAAGGAGGUUAUUCGGAUUUUUGGAACGCAGGUUACCCCGCUGGCUCCUGUUCUCAAAAUAUUACCCAAGAUUUUCGCUCAUGCGGACAAAAAUGUUCGUGCGGAGGGAACCCAACUUGUCCAUACCAUAUACCGAUAUAUUGGACCAUCCAUCGACCCCUUUUUGGGAGAGCUCAAGCCUGUACAAGUUAAGGAGCUACAAGAUGCGUUCGAAACUAUGGAGAAGGAAGGGAAUGGAAAGGGAUCGUUGAAGGCCGAACGUUUUACGAGGGAACAUCAACGUGAAUCUGAUGCCAAUGCAGCAGUUGAUGAAACCCCUGAAGAGAUUGACAUCCCUGACCCUCGAAUGUUGGCGGAAGUGGCAAACAUUGUCUCCAAUCUCGCGUCCUCAAAAUGGAAGGAGAGGAAAGAAGUUCUUGACGAACUCCUGACUCUUGUUAAUGCCACACCCCACAUUCAGGAUGCUCCUGAAAUUUCGGAGCUGUCGAAGUCGCUUGCUACCUGUAUACAAAAGGAUGCUAACGUCAAUUGUGUGGUGGCAGCGGCCAAUGUUCUAGAAGGGUUGGCAAGGGGCGUAAUGGAACCGUUUGGUAAGCUCCGUGAGGCGCUAGUCCCACCCAUAUUGGAGCGUUUGAAGGAGCGGAAAGCCAGCGUAACGGACGCUAUCGGGGCUGCCCUGGAUGCCAUUUUCUUAACUACUUCCCUACCCGACAUAAUACCAGAUUUGCUUCCUGCUUUAAGCAACAAAAAUCCACAGGUUAAAGAAGGGACUUUGAAGUUCCUUGCUCGGUGUCUAUCGACGUCGUCUACUCCUAUUCAAUCAGGCCAAAUUAAGACGCUCACUGAACCUCUUGCCGCACUGCUGGAAGAUGGUUUUGAGGGUGCCCGCAACGAGGCUGCAACGUGUUUGGGGACUUUGAUGAAAAUGGUCGGAGAGCGCCCGUUGAACGCCCUUAUGGAGGGGUUGGCCGACGUGCGCAAGGCGAAGGUUAAGGAAGCAUAUGAGAAGGCUGCCGUCAAGUGGGGGGGGCCUAAGGCGUCGCCGCCCACGAAGGAGGCAGCGAAGAAGAAGGUGACUUCAAAGUCAGCGGCAAUUGAGGCCUCAGCUGCUGCUGCGGAUGUUCCAGUAAGCGAUCCACCUCCUGACAAACCAAAGGGCAAACCUCCUGCCAGACUGACGGCAAAGAAGGCGGCGGUAGGUGCGGAUCCCCCAGACUCUUCUGGCGGGAAAGGCCCAAGCCCAGCUUUGAAAACAGCUCCAUCGGCCUCGAAGAAGCCCCCUAUAUCGACUGCUGCUACUGCUAAAGCCGCAAAGCCCGCCGCUCCAAGUGCACUUGACUCCUUUAAGUACAAGCAUACUCCUGAAGACGCCGAGGGGCUGGCCGCGGAGUUAAUACCAGCGAGUAUCAUGGAAGGGCUUGGGGAUACGAACUGGAAGACCAGGCUCGCAGCAUGCGAGGAAAUGACAACAUGGCUUCAGGGUGUAAUAGCAGAGGUUGACGCGGAGGUCAUCGUGCGCGCCAUUGCAAAGAAGGGUUGGAACGAGAAAAAUUUCCAGGUUUCUGCGAAGUUGUACGCUGUCUUGACGAGCCUGGCCGAAAGUUGUCCCUCGUUUGGGAGGUCUUGUGUGGCACUGUCAUCAGGUCACUUAAGUGAAAAACUGGGAGAUUUGAAGCUGAAAAAGCCUGCCGGAGAUGCGCUGACUGUGUUUGCGGAGAAGACUUCUCUGCAAUUCGUCCUCAAUCAAAUUUAUGAGCCGCUGGGAAAGCAAAAAGCUCCAAAGGUCCUUGCUGACUCGUUGGUUUGGAUCGACACUGCAAUCGGUGAAUUCGGUACUGCAGGGUUAUCCCUUCGCACACUCAUCGAGUUUCUCAAAUUGGCGUUGAAAAACUCCAAUGCUGCCGUGCGUACCAGCGCUACCAAGACACUCGUAACAGUUAAGCUUUUUGCUGGUGCAGGUAUUAAGUCGUUCUUGGAGGAUAUCAAUCCUCAGUUACUUGCCACUAUUGAGAGCGAGUUUGACAAAGUCGAGGGCACUCCGGCGCCAAAUCCAACGCGGACAUCAGUCGACACCGCUGCGAUAGCUCCUGCAUCAAGUGAUGGGACUGUCAAGGGUGGUUUGGACCCUUUGGAAGAGCUCUUCCCCAGAGUAGAAAUUGAUAGCUUGCUGAAGGGGACCACUAUCCUAGUUGACGCCAAGAGUGAUGCGUGGAAAUCCAAGAAAGAGGCUCUUGAAACCCUUCAGGCUACUCUGGAUCAAGGCACGAAUAAACGCUUGAAGCCUGCAAUGGGUGAGAUAGGGCAAGUCCUCAAAGCUAGGGUCGUUGACACAAACAAAGUCGUGCAAACCCUCGCUCUCGAUAUCGUGGCCCGUAUCGCUACAGGUAUGGGCAAACCAUUCGAGAAGCAGACCAAGUUCUUUGUUGUUCCUGUGGCUACCGUGCUCUCAGAUCAGAAAGCCCCGAUCAGAGCGGCGGCUUUGCAGACUUUAACCGCCAUUGCCGAUGCAUGUGAGGGUUUGGAGCCCAUGAUUCACUUUAUAGGCACGGCGUUGGAAGCGACUAAUCCUACCCAGCGUGCCUCGUUACUCGGUUGGAUUACAGAGUAUAUGAAGGGGCAUCCAUCCUCUCACCCUCUUGACCUAAGUUCGUGGGCCAGUACCGUCGUGACCUGCCUGGAUGACAGAAAUACGGAUGUACGGAAGGGCGCGCAAGCUCUUCUUCCAGCGUUGAUCACGUCCAUUGGUUUCGACAAGGUCAUGUCCCAUACAAAUGGACUUAAACCGGCGUCGCGCAAGACAGCGGUACCACUUCUCCAGGCUGCAAAAGACCUAGCUCCUACGCAAACAUCGCCUGCGCCUCCUAAAAUGGCCAAUAAAGCUGUAACUACGCCUGACCCACCGUCCCCGGUAAACACUCCCUCCCCUCCCCCUGCAUCGUCCGGACCUCCAGGAAAGGCUACUGGUGUGCGCAGGAAGCUGCCGCAAGGUACCUCCCGUCCAGAUUCUAGAGCUGAGUCAAUCGAAGAAUCGGGAUCGACGCGGGUAUCGAGCAAACCUGGCCUCAAGCGACCUGGGAUUCCUGGAGCCCCUCCUAAAGUUUCCACAUCCCCAUCGACCCUUGGAGCUCUCCCUUUUACACAGAUGAACGUAGAGACAAAGCGCUCAAGGUUGGCCAAAGAUGGCCAAAAAUGGAUCAAUGAAUCUGGGCCCACUCGAAAGGAUCUAGCUGAUUUGCUGCAGCAUCAAAUGGAUCUCCAUACGUCGAAGGACCUCGUUGCCCAGCUGUUUAGCCAUGACCAUAACGCUAUUAACGAUCACGUGAUGGGGCUCUCGACCAUGUAUGACUUUUUCUCCGCUGCAGAGUCUGGAUCGGAUAGAUAUGGCACCCCAGCUGAGAAUAUGCGCGCUGUGGGCUUGGCAUGUUCUGAUCUUGCUCUGAAAUACGUGUCGAUCAAAAUCCAUGAGCCGCAGUCAAAUCUAGUAUCUCGAUGUCUGGACGUGGCCGAGGCAGUUGUGUCUUUUUUGCGUAGUCUUGACGCACAGAUUGACGAUUCCGAGGCUUUAUGCUUCGCUCCGACGCUGAUUUUCAAACUUGGUGACGCACGGGAACCUGUCCGAGUACGCGUUCAAAAGAUCAUCCAGAGUCUCUCGAAAGUCUACGCAUAUAGCCGGAUAUUUGACCUCUUGCUCGAACAUGGCCUGAGAUCCAAGGUCGCAAAGACUCGCCAGGGAGCUUUGGAUGAGAUUGCAAAUCUGCUGAAACGUAACGGCAUGGGAGCCUGCCACCAACCCAGCAAAGCAUUCCCAGUUAUUGGAUCAAUGAUAGCUGACAAGGAUUCUGCUGUUCGCAAAUCUGCGCUCUCUGUUCUCAGCGAGGGUUACACCCUUGUGGGUGAAAAGGUUUGGACUUUGAUGGGCCCUCUCCCGCCAAAAGAUAAGACACAGCUUGAGGAACGGCUUCGGCGCGUCCCAGGACCGAGCAGCCCAACAAAGUCAGAGCAUCAAGUCGCUGCCCCUCCCGCGCAGAUUGCUCGCCUUACAAAUGCCCAUUCGCGACCCGAGUCCCCCGCUAGAAAAACCGGCGGAAUCCCACGGCCGGCAAGCCCCGCCACUUCCACGAUAUCUCGAAUUGCCCAAUCUACCUCCUCAGUACGAACGCUGAGAUCAGCUUCCCCGGCACCUUCACAUGUCGAUCGGCCCGUUUCUCCUGCAGGUAUUUCUAAGCUCCCUGGGCCUACUGCCUGCAGUGGGCUGCCGGGACCGUCGACGCUGGGUGGCUCAUCCUUACCAAGUGUGACAUCACCCUUGGCCUCUCGCCCGAAAAGCAUGCUACCCUCCCGCCUAGGUCAACUUCGCCCACGACCCAACUUACCAACCUUUCAACCUGGUAUCGCUAAACCGCCUGAGGAAGUAUCAGAACUUCCUUAUGUGACUCCACCUAACUCUCAUGGAGUCGUUGACAUACCGCCUGAGCAAGCUAUAGACACGCUAGCUGACGCUGCACUGUCUUAUGAUGACCAUCCUCCGGCUGUAACUAACGACAUCACGGUUACAAUCUCAAGCAUACUGAGCAGCGAUGCGUCACGCAGCGUAGAUGCGCUGAAGAAGAUCCAAAAGAUACUCAUGAUCAAACCCGAAGAUGGACACACUUCUACCGAGUACAAAGAGCUCGCGGAACACACUGAGGGUCUCAUAGAAACCAUCACGCUUCAGAUGUCCCACAUAUUCGAACGACAGGAAGAUCUGGUCAUAGAUGAGAACUUCCGACUGGCGAAGCAUCUUAUCCAAACCCUCAACACGUUUUGUGACCACGUAUUAUUGGCAGAAUCACUGACGGUGGACAUCCUUACACCUUUGCUGGAGGAGCUUACUCUACGUCUUCUCGAGACGGACGAUAGUCAUGUCAGCAAGGUGAAGGACAUGUCGCGAUUCAUCAACAUGAUCAUCCUUCGACUGUUUGCAACUGGCCGCAAGAUGUCGGUCUUCCGCGCUCUCUUCGCACUGCUUCUGCAAAUCGUCAAACCAUUUCCCAAUAACGGCACUCUACCAGAGUCAAAGGAGGCGCGUGUUGCAGAGCUCGUUCUCAAAUGUGUAUGGAAACUGGCGCGAAAUAUACCUCAGGAUCUCAAAGAGCAGAAACUGGAUCCUGUUGAAUUACUUCCUGCGAGCUACCAACAAAGUCCCAGUGCGGAGACAUGCCAGUUGAGGACCAUUAAAGUUGUCAUCCAGCAUGUCGUUGCCCACUAUGGUGACGAUGUAUAUGACGUUCUCUCUGCAUCUUUCGACGAUCCGUCUGCCACGAUUGUCUAUCCUUACGUCUACCGGAUCUUGAACUCUGUGCCGAAGCCCACGGAGCCCGCAGUACGACCCCAUCACAGUCCUACGGGAACACUAAGUCGGCCAUAUUCGGUUGCGUCUAGCCGUCCUAUAUCUCCGACGGGUUCGGCAUCUGCCGCUAACCGACAUUCUUCACCGGGACAUGGGACUAGUGCUAGUGUUUCCUCGCACAACGGCUUCUCACCUCCAAUGGAUGAGCCGGAUCCGGAAGCGCAGCUAAUAACCAUUAUCAAUCACAUUUCCAGCGAGACUACCGGAGCAAUGCAUAAGGAAGGAAUCACGGAGUUGCACUAUUUCUUGAAGAACUAUCCACAUAAGCGUCCGCGAGUCGAAAAGCUUCUAGAAACCACGGGACCAGCGUUUCGCAAGUACAUUAAUCGUGCACUGGCGAGUCGCGCUGCGGAGGAUCUAGAAAGGUCGGCAGCUGUUGCCAGUACUUUGUCAAAACUGGAAGCCAAUGGACACGACUCUCAGCCGACUUCCCCUGUCACACGUGAGGGAGGUGGUUCUCGACCAACGCCACCACCUGUCCCAGAUGGGCCUCCUGGUGAUGACCGAUUGCAUCAGCUACAUGACAUAUUCCAUUAUAAACGGUCCAGCACGACGAGCAAUGGCUCGGCGAGACGAAUGUCUGAGACGUGACCUUGCGCCGUGUUUAUCUGUUAUGUUAUAUGUUCCUUGUUCUACUCUUCAAUGGUUGCAUACCAUCACGCAGAAUAUCAUAUCAUCCAUUCUGGUCAGCUUCGGGAGUUUCGGUCUGAUGUACUGUCACAAUCACAUCCCUAAAUAAACUUACACCAGUUUCCAUACCCCUGG
Messenger RNA from Pisolithus orientalis, 6657 nucleotides. RefSeq names its product microtubule associated protein. The coding region runs from base 34 to 6483 and encodes 2149 amino acids. The record is from RefSeq and is a predicted model, not a curated record. The transcript has 18 exons. Gene Ontology annotation, molecular function: microtubule plus end polymerase activity; microtubule plus-end binding. Gene Ontology annotation, cellular component: centrosome; microtubule plus-end; kinetochore. NCBI's taxonomy places the organism in Eukaryota, Fungi, Basidiomycota, Agaricomycetes, Boletales, Pisolithaceae. Gene Ontology annotation, biological process: establishment or maintenance of microtubule cytoskeleton polarity; microtubule polymerization; mitotic spindle organization.